GAUUUGUUUAACAUUUUUGAUCACUACAUAAUUCCCAUAUUUUAAUAGUUUUGAUGACUUUGUACAAACUCUUGACUGACAGUUUAGAUUUUUUUUCAUCUAAUUAUUUAAAAAAUUAAAAAUAUAAGUCAAAAGCAUGCUUAAUGGCCUAUUACUGAUGUUUGUAUGCUAUCAUGUUCAUUAUUUUCUCACAUUUUUGCAUAUUUUAAUAGGCCAGUAGAUGUGAGAACUGGCUUAGAUUCCACACGGCACAGGAUCAUAUGACUACUGAACAGCCCUAGUCAGUUCACAUGCUUCUGCUGCAGGAAAAAAAAAAAAAAGAAAAGAAGAAAAAUAUUUUUCUGGUCCGAUGAUAUGUCCAGAAAAGGUUUGCCAUAUUCUUUGAGUCAGGCUGGUCUCCCAAUGGGUCUUCUGCUACUUUUUCUGGUUGCCUACAUCACAGAUUACUCCAUCAUUCUGCUGGUCAGAGGAGGGAAUCUGUCUGGCACUCACAGUUAUCAGUCUCUGGUUCAAAGCACCUUUGGCCAGAUAGGAUAUUUGAUUGUGUCAGCGCUGCAGUUUCUUUACCCAUUCAUCGCAAUGAUCAGCUACAACAUCAUCACAGGUGAUACGCUGACCAAAGUGUUUAUGAGAAUCCAAGGAGUUGGUCCUGGAAACAUUCUUACAGAGAGACAUUUUGUCAUUCUGAUGUCCACUCUUCUAUUCACACUUCCCCUGUCUCUCUAUAGAGAUAUAGCAAAGCUGGGAAAGGUAUCUUUAUUGUCGAUGCUCUUGACUUUUGCCAUCCUCAUCACAGUGGUCGUGAGAGCAGCGACGUUAGGACCACAGAUACCUGCUUCAGACGGUGCAUGGGUGUUUGCACGGUGGAAUGCAAUUCAGGCAGUUGCUGUCAUGUCUUUUGCUUUUAUCUGCCACCAUAACAGCUUCAUGAUCUACGGGUCGCUGCAGGAGCCCACGUUAAGCAGCUGGUCUCUUGUCACGCAUGUAUCUGUGGGCUCAGCCGCGCUGUUCAGUGCUGUGUUUGCUGCUGCAGGUUAUGCAACAUUUACUGGUUAUACACAAGGUGAUAUAUUUGAGAACUACUGCAGGAAUGAUAACUUGGCUACAUUCGGUCGAUUCUGCUACGGUGUCAGUAUAAUCACCACAUUCCCUCUGGAGUGCUUUGUGACCCGUGAGGUGAUCUCCAAUGUCUUUUUUAAAGGAGAACUCAGUAACACCGCCCAUGUCAUCAUUACCUUGGUGAUCAUAUCAGCAACGACUGCCAUAUCCCUCUCUUAUGACUGUCUGGGUAUUGUACUGGAACUAAAUGGUGUUUUGAGUGCUGUACCGCUCAUGUUCAUCUUCCCCGCCGCCUGCUUUCUGAAGCUCUCGGAGGGCCGCUGGUUUCGUGGGGAAAACCUCAUCCCCAGCAUCAUCCUGGUGGCGGGUGUUUGUGUUAUGAUAAUCGGCUUAAUCAUGAUGGUGCUCUUCCCUCAGGACUGUUCCCACGGAGCAGAGCUGUUCUACUGCACCGCCUCCAACACCUCCGUUCCCAGCACCACUUCACAGAGCAGUGUGCUGCAGUUUAUUAACGCCACACAGAAUGCCAGCAUUUUCUGACUCAAAUUCAUUUUACUGGAAUUCUUUUCACAGGAAUCUUUUUAUUUUAUAUGCUGUUUUCUAGUGAUACAUUGUUGAUGCAAUUGUUGUAUUAAAGAAAUCACAUAAAAA
Messenger RNA from Megalobrama amblycephala (Wuchang bream), 1710 nucleotides. It is a transcript of the gene slc38a11, whose product is annotated as solute carrier family 38 member 11. The transcript is spliced from 11 exons. Gene Ontology annotation, molecular function: amino acid transmembrane transporter activity. Lineage: Eukaryota; Metazoa; Chordata; Actinopteri; Cypriniformes; Xenocyprididae. The record is from RefSeq and is a predicted model, not a curated record. The coding region runs from base 355 to 1599 and encodes 414 amino acids. Gene Ontology annotation, biological process: amino acid transmembrane transport.